AUGAUUGCUCGUUGUCGCGCUAAAUGCUGGGUGGUUCAUUUGAAAGAAGAAAAUCAGGGCCUCCAAUUGCCAUAUUCUCAACGGGGAUUCAAAGGUCAUAUUAUUAUUUAUCCUCAGAAUCCUUCUGCAUUACUAGAUGUUCUUCCUUGUACUCUUGAUGACGUUUCCACACCAGUUUGUGUGAUCUUUGUAGGAUCGAAACCACCUUCAGCAGAGUGGUUACGUACCAAGGCCAGACCCUUGAUAAUCAGGCGUGAGCGUGUGCGUAAUGCUUUACAAUGGCUUGUGCAACAUAAUCCUUUGUAUGCUGAAGUUGUCAUUGAUCAUACGCUUCUCGACAGUUUACAAGAAGAACAGACAUUGCCUGUGCAUAUUCAACAUGUGUUGUCUGAUCAAUCUGAUGAUCUUCUCACUUCGAAAUAUGAUGUGCCGUCUUUGGAUUCUGAAGGCAUGGUUGAUCAUUGCGAUGCUACAGACAUUCCUGUGCCAUUUUCUAAUGUGGUAGUUACAGAUCGUGGUGGAGGAUACAUCGAAGUUCCACAUGGUCCUCAGCCUGUCAAUGAGUUCUUCAAUCCGCAGUUAUUUCCAAUGAUUUAUCCGAUCUUGUUCCCUUAUGGUCUGGGUGGCUUCGAGGAUUCGAUUCGCACCACAAGGAUAUCCAUGAAAAAGCAUACAAACAUUUUCAAGAGCAUUAUUCGUUCUUGUUCACCGUUUUCAAUGUACUGCAACGACGAGAAAUUCUUUUGCAUUCAAGCCUGA
Messenger RNA from Suillus fuscotomentosus, 759 nucleotides. RefSeq lists its product as uncharacterized. NCBI's taxonomy places the organism in Eukaryota, Fungi, Basidiomycota, Agaricomycetes, Boletales, Suillaceae. The record is from RefSeq and is a predicted model, not a curated record. The coding region runs from base 1 to 759 and encodes 252 amino acids. The transcript has 3 exons.